AUGGCCCAGAUCUCCGCCGCGGAGGCCAAGGCGGAGCUGCAGCGGGCGGCCAAAGCGGUGCGCGAGAUGCUGAAGCUUGGCUGGGAGAUGACCCCGGCUCGCAAUGCUCGGCUGCUGAUGGCCCUGCAAAAGGCUGAGGCGGAAAGCGGGCGCCAGGUGACGUUGGCGCGCUUUUGCGCGGCGCUGCUACAGAUGUUGGAAGGACGUCCUCAGGUGGUGUUCGUGCUAGAUGUGUCCGGGGCGAAGGGCAGCUGUGAGGAUGAGCUGAACUCAGCCGUGACUUCCCUGGCGCGCUGCUUCAGCAAGCACACCUCAGGCGCAUCCUUCAGCGUUGUCGGCUACAGCCCGGCGGAGGUUCUGCAGGAGCCCGGGGAGGUCAGCGCCCUGGAGCCCACCUUGGCGCGGGCGGCCGCCGCGGCUGCGGCGAAGCCGCAGGCGGGCCAGGCGCUGCGGGAGGCCAAGAAGCUGCUGAGGCAAGACAAGGGCGAGGAUCGCCCGCAGGCGGUCCUUCACAUCACCGUGGCGCCCGAGAGCUCCAAGGAAGCGCAGAAAGCCAUGAAGGUCUUGGACGCUUUGGGCACCACAGUUCUGGGCUUGGGCAUUGGCAGCGUGAAGGCUGGAGUUCGGAUAUCCCGGAGCCGAAGGCUGGCCACCGAAAGCUAUCGGACAGGCGUUGCCCGGGAAACGGGGCCCGAGAGCCCGGCGGCGCGGCUGCGAGCAUUGCUGGCCGAGAGGCGUUUGGUGGUGAUGCCCUGCUGCUACGACGGGCUCAGCGCGCGGCUCGUGGAGCAGGCAGGCUUCGAGCUCACCUUCAUGACGGGCUUCGGCGUCAGCGCCAAGAACGGUUUCGCGGAUUGCCAGCUGGUCUCCUACCAGGAGAUGCUGGACUCGGCUUUCCAAAUCUGCGGGGCCCUGGACCGCAUUUGCUGCAUUGGUGACGGGGACACGGGCUACGGGAACGCGGUGAACGUGAAGCGCACCGUCAAGGGCUAUGCGCAAGCUGGCAUGGCAGGCAUCAUGAUCGAGGACCAGGUGGCGCCGAAGCGCUGCGGCCACACGCAGGGCACCACCGUGGUGCCACGCCAGGAGGCCUUGGCGCGGGUGAAGGCGGCCUGCGAUGCACGGGACGAGGGAGCCAGAGACAUCUGCAUCAUGGCGCGCACGGACGCCCGCGCCACGCUGGGCCUGGAGGAGGCGCUAGAGCGGUGCCGCGCCUUCCAGGAGCUCGGGGCGGACAUCACCUUCCUGGAAGCCCCCCGCAGCGAGGAGGAAAUGGCGAGAUACUGCAGGGAGGUGCCCGGGCACAAGAUGGUGAACAUGCUCCCCAGCGGCAAGACCCCGAUGCUGAGCCACGAACGUCUGGAGGAGCUGGGCUUUGCCAUCGCAGCUUAUCCCUUGACCCUGCUCUCCGCAGGGAUCAAGGCGCAGCAGGCCGCCCUGCAGGGCUUAAAGCGGACGGGCUCGGCGGAGCCCCAGCUGGAGCUGGACUUUGGGGCGCUGAAGGAGGUGGUGGGAUUCAGCGCCUACUACCGCGAGGCGCCCAGCAUUGCCUCACUUGGCAGCGCGAAAAGACGGGCGGCCGCCUUCCCAGAAGGAGUGCAGUGCAGAAUGAUGCCAUGCCAGGUGGACAGCCUUAUGAAGCUGAGCAGCCCAGGGCUGGCGUUCAAGGCCUGGGGCCCAAGCGGCCUGCCAGGUCUUCGUUGGGUAGCCUUCGAUGGACGCCUCAAGUUGCCACGGCAGGUGGACGCAUCGCAAGUCCAGGGCUUCCUGCAGGACGCGCAGCAAGAAGUCCAGCGGAUCCUGGAGGCAUCGCAGGCCCAGGACCCAGAGGAGAUCCUGAAGCUGCUGGAUGGGCCAUGA
This is a messenger RNA of Effrenium voratum, 1860 nucleotides long. The record is from the annotation of a GenBank genome assembly. Lineage: Eukaryota; Dinophyceae; Suessiales; Symbiodiniaceae.